Diachasmimorpha longicaudata is the source of this 766-nucleotide messenger RNA. It is a transcript of the gene robl, whose product is annotated as dynein light chain roadblock-type 2. The transcript has 3 exons. Gene Ontology annotation, cellular component: cytoplasmic dynein complex; cytoplasm; centrosome. Gene Ontology annotation, biological process: microtubule-based movement. Lineage: Eukaryota; Metazoa; Arthropoda; Insecta; Hymenoptera; Braconidae. The coding region runs from base 156 to 449 and encodes 97 amino acids. Gene Ontology annotation, molecular function: dynein intermediate chain binding. The record is from RefSeq and is a predicted model, not a curated record.
ACAUCGUACGUGAGUUGAACCGGACCGAUACGGUCAUCAGUUGAGCAUUUGUCCCGUCCUCGUCGCUGUGAAUGAAUGCGUUCUUGAAGCUACUAACCUCACAUUGAAUUUCAUACGUGUCAUUGCCUUCAUUCCAUUAUAAUAAAUCAAUCGACAUGGCUCAGGAAGUAGAAGAGACCAUGAAACGGAUUCAAUCGCAUAAGGGUGUUGUUGGCACGAUCGUCGUCAAUUCCGAAGGUAUUCCAAUCAAAUCAACUCUUGACAACACAACAACUGUUCAAUAUGCAGGUCUGAUAAGCCAAUUAUCAGACAAAGCAAGAUCAGUGGUUCGUGACUUGGAUCCCACGAAUGAUCUGACCUUUCUUCGGAUUCGAAGUAAGAAGCAUGAGGUCAUGGUAGCUCCAGACAAGGAAUUCAUUCUAAUCGUCGUUCAGAAUCCUGUCGACUGAGUCCUGCUGAUUGUCAUUAUCUCCUAAAGAAUGUUCACAAGUACGAUAACAUUUUUUUCCUAUUAUCGCCUAAAUUGCAAUAAUUGUCGCAUUAGUUCAAUCUUCGAUUUUUCUUAGGUUCGAAGAAUAAAUAUUUAAAAUCCAAAGUGUUUAACUCACUGUCAAUAAAUUCAUAAAAUCUUUGGAAAUUCUACUGGUCUUAUAAGUUUUUUUUUAAGUCUAUGCUCUAACGAAUGUGAUGUGAUUUAUUCAAAUGUAAGUAAAGUAUGUAACACAGAAAAUAUUUAUUACUGAAAGAUAAUAAAUUAUCACACUAA